AUGUACAAGUUUGUUUGUCUCUUGGUGGUAAUAUCAUAUGCGGCGGCAGAAGCUCCGUCACGUGCAGAACGUGAUGAAAUUCUUGAACUGCACACAAAACUACGCGAACGAGUAAAGCCGACAGCUCGUGACAUGCUCAAGUUGGUAUACUGCCCCAUGGUUGAGAGAUUAGCGGAGAAAUGGGUGUCGCAAUGCACACUUGAAGCGCCAGAUGCGUCAGCUGAUCCGGAUUACGCACGUGUUGGGCUGAACUACGAAAAGGUAGUGGGCAAAAAGCCCACUUUGACGAAAAUAGUUCGCAGGUGGAUCAAAGAACGAAAAAAUUAUGUCUAUGCCAAUAACACCUGCACUGGCAAUUGCGACCAUUACACUAGGAUGGUGUGGGGAUGGACAAAUCUACUGGGCUGUGCAAUAAAUCGCUGUGACAACCUACAGACGACUCCGCGCAAACCGGUUCAUCUCGUGGCUUGUAUGUACAAAGCAAGGUGA
Molecule: messenger RNA, 489 nt
Organism: Mesocestoides corti
Lineage: Eukaryota; Metazoa; Platyhelminthes; Cestoda; Cyclophyllidea; Mesocestoididae
Source: the annotation of a GenBank genome assembly